Symbiodinium sp. CCMP2592 is the source of this 6705-nucleotide messenger RNA. NCBI's taxonomy places the organism in Eukaryota, Dinophyceae, Suessiales, Symbiodiniaceae. The record is from the annotation of a GenBank genome assembly.
AUGGCAGAGAAGAGGACGUUUGAUGCUGCAUUCGAUGGGCAUCUUGCCCAUGUCGUGCAUCAGAAUUCUACGAGCAGCUCAAAGCAACCAUGGGAGAGAAGCAUUGUUAAUGUGCCGAGUGUUUUGCCGAGUGCAUUUCUGGGAAAGGGGCGUCUUGGGAAUGUGCUUACUCAUACAGCUGCUGCUCCUGUGAAAGCUCCGAGUGGCCCGCCGGCUAUAAAUCUGACUGCCACUGGCGGCAAGCUGCCACGGAAGGUUGGGCCUUCUUGGGUUCAGAGACAGUCGGAUAACAGGCAUGCGGCUGUCAUGAAGUGGCUUCGGAUUGCGAAAGAGGGCGGCGACUUCUUCGGGGUCUGUGCCAGAGUGGCGAAGGAUGCUGAAGCUGGAUUGCCGGCCUCCCUGCAGGAGUCUCUAGGAGAUGUUUUCUCGCUUAAGGCGAGCAGUACGCUUCACAGCAGGGCGGGCCCGGUCCUAAGAUACAUGGCAUUCUGCUGGCGCAUCAGAGAACAGCCUUUUCCUUUGUCUGAGCAGAAGAUGUAUCGCUUCGUCAAAGAGUAUUGCAGUGGAGCUGCUCCUACCUUUGCAUCCAGCUUUAUGAGUUCCGUUGGCUUCAUGCAAUAUGUCUUGGAGGCGAAGGUCCCGGACGGUUGUGUUAGUAGCAGGUUGGCUGGCGCGGUUUCGAAGCUCUACUUGGAGAAGAGAAAGCUGCAACAGAAGCCGCCAUUGACGGCUUCACAGGUGCGGGCUCUGGAGCGAAUCGUGCUUGGACUUAUGCCUGAAGUCCGCACAGAUGUCGAUCGCUACGCGGCCGGGUGCUUUUUAUAUUGUGUGUUUGCGAGAGCCCGUUUUUCGGACAUGCAGUGUUCUGGCGAGCUGGCGAAGGACGUCGUGCAAGGAGAAGACGGACCGCGCGGUUACCUUGAAGCGAGAGUCACCAGGAGCAAGACGAGUCAUAAUCUGGAGCGCAAAACCCGAUAUCUUGCUAUGGUCAGCCCUAUAUGGGGUCUCGAGCAGGAUUCUUGGGCGAUGGCCUGGAUGGAGGUAGCCGGCAGGGCUGGGCCUGCAUGGGGGCCUGACAUGCCCCUGCUACCGUCCCCCACCGAGGGGGGCCAAUGGCAGAAGGCGCCUAUGUCUGCGCAAGCCGGAGCGCGGCGAGGAUGUUUCGUUGGUCAAGGAAAUCCGGUCGAAUCUCGGAUAUCACUCCAGUGCAAACGCGCCGGCACGGAUGUUAUCUACGCGAGGGACAGCGUCUCCCCUGCGUUGCGUGAGUUGGAGGAAAUGGUUUCUGCGGUCGCUUACAGGCGGUUCUUCCCGGACGCCACGCGCUCGGGCAUGUUUGCGGAAUCUUUGGCUGCCAGGGGAGAAGCUCAUGACAAGGCCGAGGUCGGCUCAGAUUCUUCUUUCGACAGGAGCGAUGAUGAGGAGGAGCCAGAUACUCUCGAGGAGGAGAAGGUCGUUGAGGACAGUGUCGGCGAAUUUGAGCCGAGCGGCUGCCUUCGAGAAAAUCUGGAGGGCAAGACGGUCUUUCGGCAUGUUACCACCCGCUUCAUACACUUGGUCGCUUCUGAGGAGGGUUUUUGCAUCCAAUCUGCAGGCAGUGCUUUCCAGAGGCGGGAUGAAUAUGCGCACGGAAUACAAGGAGCGCUGCACUUGGCAUUGCGUGGUCUCAACAGUAGGCCAGUUCCGAAGGAGCGAGCCAUGGCUUCCGCAUACUCGGAGUCCGAGCCAGUUCUGGUGUCCCGUCUCUCGAAGGCGGGUUUCGAGCAGGCUGAGCGCGAUCUCAUCCUGAAGCACGUUAAGAGCUUGAAGCAGUUGGCCUUCGUGAGCUCCUUUGCUCCGGGGGCUGCGGACGAAGGUCCGUUGAUCGAGGCCCUUAAGACGAUGCUUGGAAAGGACCCAGAGAUGAAUCAGAAGGCAGCUUUCAGAGCAGUUUUCCAUGAGGCAUAUGCCAUUGUCACUUCGGAGAUGCGACAGCAGGUUGAAAGGGUCGAGGAGCCGACAGUUCGUCAUUUGAGUCAGCCCGAGAGGGCUGAGAGAAUUGAGCGACAGCGUUCACAGUUGACUGGCAUCACGAUAAAGGGUUCCUCGGAGCCAUCAGAGGCCCUGGUCGACCUUUGCGUCGGUCAGUAUGAGGCCAAUGUGAUCCAGUAUGUCCCUUGGUCUAAGUGCACGUCGCGGGAACAGGAGCUCCUGGGCGACGGUAAGAAGGACCUGAAGCUUUCGAUAGACGGCGAGAGUGGUAAGCUCAAGGUAGAGAACAAGGCCAAGGAUCAGGUGGCUGACACGUCCACUGAAGUGAUGCUUCUGCAGGCUCUGCAGAGGCGUGCUCUUGCAUUCGAUCAGGCUAACAUUGUUUCUUUCACGAAGCUUGACAUGUGGCAUCAAAAGUUGAUGAAGGCGAGGCUGACUACGCCCCCGCCGGGUUACCAGCAGGUUACCUUCGCUCAGUUGCAAAAUGCAGACUCGAGGCUCUUUUUGGAGCUUCAGGACCAUACGCGCACAGGCAUUCAGUCGGAUGCCAAAGGCCGUCCGAUCGAUGGGAUCAUAGAUUCUGUCAGCUGCAUGCAUGAGGUGGUUUCGCUGAUGCAGCCGCUCCAGGGCGGCCCCUCGUCUUCGUACGGUCCCAGUGAGCCUGCUCGUCUGCGAGAGUCGCCGUACAAAGGUAAGGGCAAGGGCAAAGAUGGCAAAGGGAAGAAGCGCUUCGUUGCCAUGCCAAGCGAGCUUCGUGGGUGCAAUUCGCACACCGCGAAAGGGCACCCGAUCUGCUAUGCCUUUAACCUGGGGUCAUGCCCGAACAAGGUGACCGGCAAUAAAUGUGAGAAGGGAUUGCACAUCUGUGCAGUCCCCAAGUGCGGCAUGAACCACGCCGCUGUCAAGUGUCCCAAGAAGCCGAAAGAUGGCGAGCAGGCGGGCCAUUCUCGAGCAAUCCAGCAAGUGCUUACGGCCCAUCCCGAAGGGGAUGAGCCUCUUUUGAGUGCGCCCGAAGGGGCCCAAGCAGUGCCGUUUGAAGGGCAAGGAUCGAAACUCGAUCCGAAAGUGCAUGCGGACUCUUAUGCUGAGGAGCUUCUGUCUUUGGGCAGGGAUCCCACGGCCCAGGAGUUAAUUCGUUUGUUUGACAUGCUGCCUCAGGAGCCGCUUUUGAGCAAUACUCGUAACGAUGGAGCCGUGGCCUUCUCGACUGGUGCCUAUGUGAAGGGGCCGCUGCUCGGUCUCAGGAGCAACUGCAACAAGCAUCCGGCGGCUUCGAGGGUUUUCGCUCAGGCAGUGCAACGCGCUGCCCCAGGGAUGCAAUUUUCUACUCUGAGUGUGUUUUCAGACCUUAAGACGGAGCCUCAUGUCGACCGCUUCAACUCUCCUUUCCCGAACAUUCUUGUGCCACUCAGCAAUUUUCGGAAAGGCGAGGUCUGGGUCGAGUCGGCUCAGGGCGAUUUUCCUCUUGAGGUCGAUGGUGUUACGAAGCGUGGCAUCUUGAUCGAUGUUGCCUCCGGACCGAAGGCCUUCUAUGCUUGCAGCCAUGUGCACGCUACACGGCCGUGGAGCGGUCGACGCGUGGUCAUAGUUGGGUUUUGCGUUGCUAGGGUCCAGGAGCUUGAUGUUGAAUGUAGGGCGCGGUUAGCUGAGCUGAGCUUCCCUGUUCCCAAAACGGCGCCCAACUUUAGUCCGGAUUUGAUCGAAGUCGGGGGAACCUUUCAUGACCUCAGAAGUUCUCAGGUGGAUGAGGCAUGUGAUGCCCUCCCGGCUCAACUGCAAGUCGCUUCUUUGAUGUGCCUUGACCUCUUUUGCAAUGCAGGUGAGUUUGGAGCCUCCUUGAGGGCCGCCGGAUUCGAUGUGCUCGCGGUCGAACAACCGCACCUAAAGCAGAGAGCUCUGAUCAGCGUUGUGUCGUUGGAUCUCAGGAAGGCUGCCUCAUGGGAUUUUCUAGUUAAGGUUGUACUCGCUAGGAGGGUCGUCUUUGUGCUUGCUGCCCCCACUGUGGCCGCUUCUGCGGGCGAACUUCCAGCAGGUUUUGCCCAGGUGUCGUCCGAACUCAGCUCUUUCUUGGCUUUCCUCGCCACUCUUGAUAUCGGAUGGUGCGUCUUGAAUCCGCUGAACAGCCGACUGUGGUCGACUUUGGCUCUGCCUGCCUCGCAAGCUGUGAAGUUCGACCUAUGUGCCCAUGGUGGCGAGCAGCACCGCCAGAUGCUGUUGCAUACUAACGUCCAGACUUUAAGCGCUCUCGCUGUGUCGGCCGACGACAAUCAGGAACCUUCUAGAGCCUUCCAGUCAGUGACUUCACUGCGGGCCCGGCCGCGUUUGUUGUGCAGUCGGCUCGCCGCCCAGGUAGUUGUUUUCGCGGGUUCACUAGGGUUUGCUGUGUCCCCUGAUGCAGUCAAGCCAUCUGCCAAUCAUCGGUCCUCCAUUGCAGUGCAGCGACAGCCCAAGGUCUCCAAGGUGCCGCCGCUCAUGCCCGAAUACAAGCAUCGGGUUACUUUGCAGAUUCCGUCCAUGGACGCUCUACGUUAUGAUGCGAAAAACUCCUUGACGGUCGCUUUUCAGUCGGUGCCUGUCGGUGCCCGCAUCCUUCAGGUGGUGCCUGUGCAAGGGGGCGAGGGUCCUUCAGAUUCGGGCUUUAGGGUUACGUUUGGGGUUUACAGGACCGAGGAUGAGUUCGUCAGGACAGCAAUUACUCUAUCUUAUCCUUUCGACCUGUCUUCUGCAGUGCCGGACGAGAUGCUCGAGAUUCUUGCGUUCACCCUCACGAAAGGGCCCUUGGCAGUCAUGAGGCAUCGCUUGGACACCUUGACGAAAUGGAAAAAGUGGUCUCAAGAACUUCGUGGAGCCGAGGCCUCCUUGCACGCGAGGCUUCACCCAGAUGUCGAGAAGAUAGUUGCACGCAAAAACUUGACCCUCCUGCGGCGUGUGGCCGAGGAUUUACAGUGGCCUGAUGCCACGAUAAUCGACGACAUCGAGAAUGGCUUUGAGCUCGUGGGUGAGGCCAAGCUUACAGGCAUCUUUGAGGUGGACCCGAAACCCUCUUCGAUGUCCGUUGACGAGUUGCUUGAGCACGCUAAGUUCUUGAAGCCAGCCCUGUGGGGCAAGGUGUCGGGCGAUGCGAGCCACCCGGAUGAUCAGGAGCUCUGGGAUCUCACUUGUGCUGAAGCUGACGAGAAAGGUUGGUUGCAUGGACCCUACACGUGGGAGCAACUGCAGAACAUGUUUGACUCCAAGUGGAUACCUGUGCGCAGAUUCUCCAUCAGACAAAAGAACAAAUUGCGGCCCAUCGACGACCUGUCCGAGAAUGCCGUCAAUCAAGCUUGGGCAGUAAUGGAGAGGAUCGGUUUGCGUGCGCUUGAUGAAAUCACUUGGGCAUGUAUGGCUUUGAUGAGGGCCAGCUUGGGGCGACGCGAGGUUUUCUUCCGGAAGUCCGACGGCUCCGUCUUGUCGGGGCCUUUGCAUUCGUAUUGGCACCAGGACGCUCGCCGCUGCUCGCCGGUCUUGAAGACUACGGAUCUGCGCUCAGCUUAUAAACAGUUCGCUAUACGGCCGGAACACCAUCGGAUGUGCGUGGUGACCUUGAAGGAUCCGGCGGACGGCUCAACAAAGGGGUUCGUCUGCCGCGUUUUGCCGUUCGGGGCCCUGGCCUCGGUCGGUCAGUUCAACAGGUUUUCGAGGCUGUGGCAAAGGAUUCUCUGGCAGCUGAAGCUCGCUGCGGCGAGCUACUUCGACGAUUUCCCGUCGGUGGAGGUCAGGGCCCUUGCCGAAAACCAUGACUCCUCCGUGAAGGCAGCGUUGCGCCUUUUUGGAGUUGACUGGGCGAGCGACAAGGACCUUCCCUUCUCACCGACGGCCGAUGUUUUGGGCGUCCGACUGGAUGCGACGGAUAUGGAGGGCGGAGUGCUGAGGGUCAAAAACAAGCCAGAAAGAUCCAAGGAAAUUGCCUCUUCGAUCGAUAAGAUCCUUGCGGAUGGCUGUAUUGAUCCGAAGCAGAUCCCCUCUUUGUUUGGCCGGAUACAGUUUUCGGAAAGUCAGUUGAUGGGCCGACAGGGGCGCCUGGCUUUGGCUCAGAUUCGCUGGCUUUCGAGUGCUCGUCACCGUCAUGUUCUGUCUUCCCUGGACGCCACUGUCUUCAGAAGCUUGAGGGAGAGGAUGCUUGAGGGCAGGCCGCGCGAGAUCCAGGUUCUUCCCAUUGGCGGCCAGACUCUUGUUUUCACUGACGGUGCAUGCGACAAGCUGGGGGACAAGUUUAGCUGCUCAAUCGGAGGUGUCAUGUAUCGGGUGCUUCCAACUGGUUUUCGCGAGACGAGGGCGUUCGGGUGCUACCUGGACGAAUCGGUCGUCGAGCAAUGGGCGGGACUGGGCAAGAGACACCUGAUAGGUCCUACCGAGCUUUUCGCGGUGGUGGCGGCCAGACAUGUCUGGAAAGAUUUCCUGAAUGAUCAGAGGGUCGUCUUUUACGUGGAUCACAGUGGUGUUUUGUCUGCGAUGAUCAAAGGGUCUUCCCGCGAUGAUCUCUGGAGGAGCAUCUUGCUUCACUACGAGGGUGCCGACUCGAUGGGGCCAGCGAUCUCGUGGUUCGCUCGGGUCCCGAGCAAGUCGAACCCCGGCGAUGGGCCUUCGCGGUCCGACUGGAGAUUCCCUGUUUUCGGCGAGUACUUCGAAGAUCGGAUUGUGUGCUUCAUAAGCGGCAGAGUUCUCAAAGUCACGGGGCAAAGAGUGCAGGGGUGA